Messenger RNA from Cheilinus undulatus (humphead wrasse), 3089 nucleotides. Its product is annotated as E3 ubiquitin-protein ligase rnf146-like. The coding region runs from base 242 to 1393 and encodes 383 amino acids. Gene Ontology annotation, molecular function: ubiquitin protein ligase activity; zinc ion binding; poly-ADP-D-ribose binding. Gene Ontology annotation, biological process: ubiquitin-dependent protein catabolic process; Wnt signaling pathway. Lineage: Eukaryota; Metazoa; Chordata; Actinopteri; Labriformes; Labridae. The record is from RefSeq and is a predicted model, not a curated record. The transcript has 3 exons. Gene Ontology annotation, cellular component: nucleus; cytoplasm.
ACUGCGUCACUGCGCAACGCUGUUACGUCGUCGUCUUUAUCUGUGCUUCUUUUUUCAGGGAAAACAAAGCCAGUUAACGUUGGAAGUCGGAAAAUUAGCACAGGGGAUACGAGCAGUUACAAGAACUGUGACCGUGCUACGGGACAACAGGGAAAAAACAAACAGUACGUGGCAGGUUUGAAGGUCCACCAGCUCUCCUGAUGAUACAUCGGCAGUAAGAGUAUUUACAAACUUCUGAAGGAUGGCUAGUUGCGGGGAGGUCGACCACUCUGUUAGCUCACUUCCAUCCAGUAAGAAAGGCAGCAACAGUGGUGGAGGAAGUGGAAACAGUGCAGAAUCAUCGUGCUCUGGCUCCAGUAACUCGUCCCCAGCCCUAUCUGUACCGGAGUGUGCCAUCUGUCUGCAGAGCUGCGUCCACCCUGUCCAGCUGCCGUGCCAUCACGUCUUCUGUUUCCUGUGUGUAAAGGGGGCAUCCUGGCAAAGCAAACGCUGUGCUCUGUGCAGGCAGGAAGUACCGGAUGACUUUCUUGAGAGGCCUACUCUUCUCUCUCCAGAGGAGCUGAAGGCGUCAGCAGGAGGUCGAGGUGGGGCAGCAAGUGAUCACGCCUGGUAUUAUGAAGGCAGAAAUGGGUGGUGGCAGUAUGAUGAGCGAACCAGCCGUGAGCUGGAGGACGCUUUCUCCAAAGGCAAGAAAACAGCUGAAAUGCUCAUUGCUGGUUUUUUGUAUGUAGCCGAUUUGGAGAACAUGGUACAGUACAGGCGUAAUGAGCACGGGCGGAGACGCAAGAUGAAGAGGGACGUUUUGGAUAUCCCCAAGAAAGGAGUGGCAGGACUGCGUUUGGACGCUGAGGGUGUUACUGUGGCCAUGGGGGCAGCAGGGCGAGAAAACUCUGCUGAUGGGGCUGAUACCACAGUAGCAGGUGGACAGCAGCAGGUUACUAAUAACCCCCCUGUUGUCCCAGCUGCCGCCAGACCUCCGACCUCCCUCGGUGGUCAGCCUAGCAGCAGCAGCAGCCCUACCCUGGAGGAUGCUCUCUCCCAGCUUCAGAUCAGCCCCAGACCCACUCUUCCUCAGGAGCGGUCUGAGGCUGGAGAAGGUGAGGAAGAAGAUGAGGAAGAACAGGCCUCAGCCUCCAGGUCUUCUGACCCUCACACCUCAGUGGAUGAGUCCGGCUCUGGAGACUGGAGCGACGAUGAGGAAGAGGAGGAUGAAGAAGAAGAGGGGGGAGAUGGGGAGCGCGUGGAACCGUGGGAGGAUCGGCCACGGAGGCAAAGACUGAAUCCAGAGGACAGAGCCCCUCCUGGUGCCGAGUCCGCCUCUCCCCCCUCUUCAUCCAGUAGCAGUGGAAGGUCCAGAAUGCCUGAUGGCCAGUGUACAGUGACUGAAGUGUGAAGUCUUUAUUGACGCCAUCAUCAGUGAACAGCUCAGUUCCAUUUCAUUAAUUUAUUCUUCACUUUAUGCUACUGUCACUCUGUCACAGAUCUGAUGUGGGUGGAUGGCUCGCUACAGAAAAAAACAAGCAAAAUGUACUCUGUAAUUUUGCUCCAUCUAAAAUGUAGUGAUCAAAUUUUUUUUCUUCUUUUUUUGGCUCACAAUGGUCUGUUUGUAUCAGUACGACUUGUUAGUCUGUCCCAGCCAGAAGCCCAAAUGCCGGGUUAUCAUGUUCCAACAUUGAGACAGGAGGUAGAGCUUCAUAAACAGCCAGAUGGAUACAGAAUGUUGUCGUGAGACACAAAUCUCAUAAUUUACAAUCCAGUGCAUCAUGGGAGGCCGAUGUAAACAGACUUACUAUGUGUUUAGCUGCCAUCAGCCUGGACUCUUUGUGCUAUUUUGAUGCAAAAAUAUCAAGUCUGUUCUGUUGAAAUGAUAGAAAAUUGAAGAGUUAAAGUGACUUGUUUACCGGCUUCCACAGUUCCUUUUAUGUUCUUUUGUUUAAGGUUACUCUCAUAUUACCAUCGGGUUUCUGCUUGCCUCAUUCAGAUCUGUGAAGUUUGACAGAAAAAGCAUAAAUGGGGAUUUUUCUUCUGGAAAUGAAACUGUCUCUAUCAUGAACGGCUGCAUUCUAAUCAUCUACACUUUUAACUCUCUCAGCUAACAUAGCACGCAGGAAUGAGCUUGUUAGAGCUCAAGUCAUCUGACUACUCCUGCAAAGAAUAUAAUCUUUUGAUAACUUAUUCCAACUCCAGCCCCCUUUAACGAUUUCCUUAAUUCAGAUUAACUGAUUUCAGAAGCCUUUCCUUCAAAUUCUGAGACGCAAAUGUUGACUUUUAGAAGAAUUGUGUCAUUUCAGACUAGUGUGUGGGAUGAAGUAUCUUUCUCAAAGGUUUUUAACCAGAUGAAGACAGGAAACUGAGUAGUACUUGUGGAUGCUCUUCCUAGGAUAUGUGGGUCUUAAAAUUUCACUUCUCUAUGCUUAAACAUUGUAAAUGAACUCUUAAGGCCCCCCGCCCCCAGGAUUGUCUGGCCAUCUCUUGCGGGGUGUUCUUUUAAUUAUUUUUGAUGUGCAACUUAUUAAAACUAUAAAACAAAUAAUUUUUAAAUACAUGUUCAUAACGGAAGUACAUGCAUAAAAUAUUUUAACCUUUCCCGGCUUGAAAUAAUUGGCAUUUUAAUGUGAAGCUCAGUGUUCUUCUUUUAAAGCCGUCAAGGCCUGUGCAGCCUCUCGAGUAUUCUUGUCCCUGAUUAAAGUAUUCUCAAUUGGUGUGUUUCUAAAGUUUUGUGAUUCGUGCAUGUUUGAAGAGAGAGUUAUUUAAACACUACUGGUCAACAGGAUGUUGAGAAUUGAUAUUUUUUGGGUUAAGUUUGCGUAAAUGUUUUUGAUUUGUCUUUGUUUCUUCUGGUUGUGAAUCCUCUUCUGUACGAUAUCUGAGGCAGAACAAGAACAUGCCAUUAUUGCUGGCCAUGCUGCAGAGAUUUCGAGUUAUGUUAUUUUUAUAUUUCUUACAUGCUUAUGUCAUCAGCUCAGUCUUAGACUCUCCAUUCUGAAGAAUAAAGUUUGUGUAACAGUUUUUGCUCGGCAACCUUUUGUUACAUUGUUUGUAAUUUAAAAAUAAAUUGUGUCAUUUCAUCAUCCUAAAAGGAGAAUAUU